GAGAAUACUAUGCAUAUGCUUUUCAUUUAUUUGCCUUCUAAUUAAUAUGUAAUUAUUACAUACAAUCUGUCAUUCAAUAUAAAUAGACAAUACCCACACUGGUUUCAUCAAAUCUUUUCAAAGUCCACAAGCAGUUUCCAAUUAGCUAUCCAGCCAUGAAUGCUCCUCCAACUUCUUUCCUCAUGAUGCUUGUGAGCAGCAUCACCAUCUCCAUGACUCUCUUCAUCUCGUCUCCUGCUCAUGCAGCUCCCUCCGAGCUGGUCCGCAGCGCGUGCAACUCGACAAAUAACUACACGUUCUGCGUCGGCGCGCUCGAGUCGGACCAUCGAACCGCAUCGGCAUCGCGUCUCGGUCCCCUCUCCAUCAUAGCACUGGACUUGGCCAUGUCCAAUGCUACAAAAACUCAACGGUAUAUGGCAAACCUGGCCAGCCGCAGCAAGGCCAAGCCCAAUGUGAGGGAAGCUCUUGAAGCUUGUGUGGAGAAUUACAGAGGGGUGAUUGGAUCGUUUAGGAGUGCAGCAGGUGAAGUUAAAGUGAAGGAGUACAUGAUGGCAAACUAUGACUCCGCAGUUGCUGGGGAUGGUGCCAGCCUUUGUGAUAAGAAGCUGGCUGCUCGUGGGGUGAGAAAUCCAUCACUGCUGGAGAGGAAUCUGCACAUCCAUUAUUUUAGCAAUAUUGGAUUUGUGAUUACUGGGAAACUAUAUUAAGGCAUGCAUGCAUGCAUGGAU
Molecule: messenger RNA, 728 nt
Organism: Malania oleifera
Lineage: Eukaryota; Viridiplantae; Streptophyta; Magnoliopsida; Santalales; Ximeniaceae
Product: cell wall / vacuolar inhibitor of fructosidase 2-like
Exons: 1
Coding region: 156-707 (183 amino acids)
Molecular function (GO): enzyme inhibitor activity
Source: RefSeq, a predicted model, not a curated record